GGUUUAUGUGCAAAUAUUUUGUUUCAGUUUAAGACUGGUCACGGUCACUUUAAGUCUGGAAAGUUUAGCAGAAUCUCAGUUAACAGUUUAUCCAUGCAAGGUGGCUUUGUUGUAGUCGGUCCCUUUCAAAAAGAAGGAAAUACAUCUAAGGAAAUAAAAGCUGCUGCAUUUGAAAAGUUUUGCCAACAAAAUAGAUUGUUCAACCAGAAAUAUAAUCACCACAAUCAAUUUGUUUUGGUGUAUCCUGAUGGGAAAAAGGUCUAUUAUCUUCCUGACGGUUAAGAAGAAUUUUCAAUUCUUGGAUACAGGAAUUUCCUAGAUCCAAAGACGAGAUUCGAUCUUGUUUUGUAUUUUUAUAAAUGGCAAUGAGCAUUUUACAUCACAUUCAAAUAUUGUUUACUUCUAUUAAAAUAAAAAAUGUAUGUAUUACAGAAAGGUUACAGUAUCAAUCGUUUAAUUUCAGAGAACUAUGACUGCAAUGAAGAAGUAGAAGUCUCCUCCUGUUCAUCAACAGAAGAUCUGCCGAGUCUUGAGGGCGAAGGAUUGCCAAGAAGUAGAAUAGAAUCAAGUCUGGAUCAAUCGGAUACCCUUCCUCUUACAGUGGAAGUCACAUUCACUUUUAAGGAAGGGAGUUUCACGGAGACAUUCGCCAACAACACCAAAGUUUCGACGCUGAAACAAUAUGCAGCAUCAAAGUUGAACACAAAUGACUGCAUUGUGAUGCUAUUAUCUGGCCAUACAAUGAGUAACGACGAUCGCCUCAUGAAUCUGUCGUCGAGUCCGGGAAUAGAGACCCAAAUGUAAGACGAAGGGUCACCAAUGUCAAUUACAAUACAAAUUGAAAUGUUGAAAAACGUAGUACAAAUAUACAAAUUUUGAAUCCAUUCACCAUAAUCCCUGCAAUCCUCACGAUGGGUGUUGUGUUCUCCAUAAUAGAUAUCUUUUUUCAGUUAGUAAUAUUUAUAUACUAUAUCAUAUUCAUAUGUGAUACGUUAA
Saccostrea cuccullata (small rock oyster) is the source of this 996-nucleotide messenger RNA. RefSeq lists its product as uncharacterized. The transcript is spliced from 2 exons. Lineage: Eukaryota; Metazoa; Mollusca; Bivalvia; Ostreida; Ostreidae. The coding region runs from base 418 to 804 and encodes 128 amino acids. The record is from RefSeq and is a predicted model, not a curated record.